Messenger RNA from Andrographis paniculata, 2458 nucleotides. Its product is annotated as protein ACTIVITY OF BC1 COMPLEX KINASE 1, chloroplastic. Gene Ontology annotation, biological process: protein phosphorylation. NCBI's taxonomy places the organism in Eukaryota, Viridiplantae, Streptophyta, Magnoliopsida, Lamiales, Acanthaceae. Gene Ontology annotation, molecular function: protein kinase activity; ATP binding. Bases 225 to 2216 code for a protein of 663 amino acids. The transcript is spliced from 14 exons. The record is from RefSeq and is a predicted model, not a curated record.
UACAACUCGAGCAGCGGAAGGUGCAAGUCGUUGCAUCAGCAGGGUAGGGUCUUCAUCCCCCUUUCUUGCGGGCAUUUGACACUGAAGCCAUCCUGUUUGCAUGAAAUCCGAGCAGAUCCCACCUCGAAAUCAUCCCAAUUUGGGAAACUUCGCGCAUAUGCCGGUUUGCAUUUCUGUAGUUUCUUCCACUCUCAGUCGUCAUAAUCCUUAUUAAGUAGCAAUUCAUGGAGUUAGUUUGCUCAAACUAUGUAUAUCUUACUGCUUCGCCGUCGCUGCCGCCGGUGAACAGUCAUCCAAAACCUCAUCGAGGUUCUACAAAAUUGAAUCGUAGGCAUUCAUUUAGAAAUAACAACACAAGAAUUAAGGCUCAAAAAAGCGAGUCGUUGGCUCAAGUGGAAAAGCCCCUGAGUGGAAUCGGCGGUAGCAGCGCCUUGGAGCAGCUUGAUAUCGAACGCGGCAUUUGUGUUCCAUUUCGGAAGUAUACCCCUGAAUCCGUGAGGAAUAAUGUUCUUUCAUCAAGAGGUGCAAUAUUGUCAUUAAUGGGCAGAGGAGUAAAAAUUGUAUGGAGUUUAGGACUCUAUUGGUCGGGAUUCGUAUAUGAUUAUUUUGUGGGCCGUGAUGAAGAAGUUGUUCCUUUCCGUGCACGCCAGCUGAGGAAUCUCCUCUGUGACUUGGGCCCUUCUUUCGUCAAAGCUGGACAGGUGCUUGCAAAUAGACCUGAUAUUAUUAGAGAGGACUACAUGAAUGAACUCUGCAUCCUCCAAGAUGAUGUUCCUCCCUUUCCCAAUCAGGUAGCCUUUAAAAUCAUAGAAGAGGAAUUAGGGCAGCCUCUUGAAGCUGUUUUUAGCAGAAUUUCAUCAGAGACAAUUGCUGCAGCAAGUUUGGGUCAAGUGUAUCGUGCUACACUACGUUCAUCAGGAGAGGAUGUUGCUAUUAAGGUUCAAAGGCCUGGGAUAGAACCAAUCAUCUAUAGAGAUCUUUUUCUUUUCCGUACUUUAGCUUCUUUCUUGAAUGGCAUCAGCCUCCAAAAACUAGGUUGUAAUGCUGAGCUUAUAGUUGAUGAAUUUGGCGAGAAGCUAUUGGAGGAGCUUGAUUAUACCUUGGAAGCUCGUAACAUUGAAGAUUUUCUUGAAAACUUCAAGAAUGACCCUACAGUAAAAAUUCCACGUGUCCACAAACAUCUUUCGGGUCCUCAUGUGCUAGUGAUGGAGUGGAUAGAUGGAAUUCGAUGUACAGACCCUCAGGCUAUCAAGACUGCAGGAAUCGACAUUGAUGGCUUUCUGACUGUUGGGGUGAGUGCUGCCUUGCGACAGCUGCUGGAGUUUGGGCUAUUUCAUGGGGAUCCACACCCUGGAAAUAUCUUUGCCAUGCGUGAUGGGCGUAUUGCAUAUGUGGAUUUUGGAAAUGUGGCUGUUCUUAGUCAGCAAAAUAAACAAAUUCUUAUAGAUGCUGUUGUUCAUGCUGUAAAUGAAGAUUACAGUGAGAUGGCAAAUGAUUUUACUAGGCUUGGUUUUCUAGCCAGUGGAACCGACGUCACCCCAAUAAUUCCUGCUCUGGAAGCAAUAUGGCAAAACUCUGUGGGAAAGGGGCUUUCUGACUUCAAUUUCAGAAGUGUUACAGGAAAAUUUAAUCAGUUAGUUUACAAUUAUCCAAUCCGCAUUCCAGAGAGGUUCUCUCUUGUUAUUCGAUCAUUAUUGACACAAGAGGGCAUUUGCUUAACCCUGAAGCCCGAUUUCAAAUUUCUUGAGGUUGCCUAUCCUUAUGUGGCAAAGCGUCUACUCACAGAUCCUAAUCCUGCUUUACGUGAACGACUAAUUCAGGUUUUAUUUAAAGAUGGGCUUUUCCAGUGGAAACGACUUGAAAACCUAAUCGUUCUGGCAAAGGAAAAUGUGGCAAGGAUGAGCAGCAAUCCCGCCUUGCAGAAAAACCAAAUGCAAAGGACCAUGGACCGGAAAAUCGCACAAAAAUUGGACCUGACAGACACAAUCAAGGAUGGAGCUCGUCUAUUCCUGAUCGAUGAAGGCAUUCGUAGGCAGCUCAUUCUUGCUCUCACCGAGGAUUCCAAGCUCCAUGUUCAAGAGCUCGUAGAUGUAUACCGACUGCUCGAAGACCAAAUAGACUUACCUUCCAUGGCUUUACAAGUAGCACAAGAUCUUCCUUCGGUUGCUCGAGACGUAAUGCUUUCUUGGACUGCCUCUGUGUUGUCUGAUAGAUAGAUAGAUAUAGAUAUAGAUAUAGAUAAAGCUCAGUCCUCUGCCAUGGCUGCUGCAAUCAAAACAUUCAAUAUUGCUCUUCUUCACCUACAGAAAGGAAUUGAAGGAAGACUUUUUAAUUUUUUCAUACUGUAGAUGGAAAUUCAAUUUUUCUUUGGGAUAUAUGUAUGUGUAUAAUAGGCAAACCGCAAUUUUAUACAAAUAUAAUCUGAAAUUUUCAGUAUAUGAAUUUAUUAUUUGAACUC